AUGAGAGUAUACAGCUUUAUUGUCCUUAAUGAUUGUUCCAGCCUGGACUGUGACGACUUUGAUAUAAUUCCUGAUCAAUCGGAUAUGGACUACGGAGCUACGGAGUCACCAGAAACUCCAGACUAUAUGAAUAAUAAUAAUUCAUCGCCAACUCGUAGUGCAGCAACCGAUCAUUCAGCAUCAAACCAGCUAAAUAAUCAAAUGGAUCAGAGUCAUGCAGUUAAUAACGCAAAUUCUACCGUUCCUAAUCGUAUCGAUCCCGUAACUGGUAGAAUAUUGGAGCCUGUAGAUCCUUUUACUGGACGAAGAUAA
Messenger RNA from Trichoplax adhaerens, 312 nucleotides. RefSeq lists its product as uncharacterized. NCBI's taxonomy places the organism in Eukaryota, Metazoa, Placozoa, Uniplacotomia, Trichoplacea, Trichoplacidae. The transcript is spliced from 3 exons. The record is from RefSeq and is a predicted model, not a curated record. The coding region runs from base 1 to 312 and encodes 103 amino acids.